Messenger RNA from Rhizophagus irregularis DAOM 181602=DAOM 197198, 1203 nucleotides. NCBI's taxonomy places the organism in Eukaryota, Fungi, Glomeromycota, Glomeromycetes, Glomerales, Glomeraceae. The record is from RefSeq and is a predicted model, not a curated record.
UUUAUUGAGAUUUAAAGAUACCAAUAUUCUUAUAAAAUCGAUUUUUGUCUUCAGCUUCCUGAUUCUCCAAUCGUUUAUUAAAUUCUUUUAUUUAUUUCUGAUCACUUUUGUGAAUAAAAGAGUCUGUAGGGUGAAAAAGCUAUCAAUUUCUCUUCUUUCAGUCCCUCUCAAUAUCUCUUUCUUUUGUUGCUAAUUUUAAUUUUAUUCUUCUAUUUAUAUUGGUACUUCUUUUGAUGCGAUCUUCCCAUGUGGAUUUACUAAUGAUUUACUGGUAAUCAUUUAGAUUUUUUAGUAUUUCUUUUAUUUCUUUUGCAACAUAUGGGAGAAUCCGAACGAGUUAUAAAGAAAACUGCCCGAGAACCAUAUCAUGAACGUCAAAGUUUGUGGUUCUGUGGCCAGCAUACACUAAAUAAUCUACUCCAAGGUGAUGUUUUCACAAGGGAACAACUUGAAAAUAUCGCUCUAAAGUUGGCCAAACAAGGAGGUCUGACAUGGCGCUCUUAUAUUUUUAAUCCACACAAAAGUAUUUUCGGAGCGGGUAAUUAUGAUAUUAAUGUUUUGGAGAAAGCUUUAAUGAAUGAAAAUUUAGAAGUACAAUGGUUCGAUGUUAGAAAAGAUAUUCGAUCCGUUAUUCAAUUCACCGAUGAAACGCUUUUUGGACUUAUUCUGAAUGUUCCAACUUUACGUUUUUACCUUUGGACAUCUUAUCAUUGGAUUGCCAUUAAACCCUUUUUUAUUGAUAACAAGCUUACUGGAGUUUACAAUUUGGAUUCGAAACUAAGCAGGGCCGAAAAAUUUGAGAACGUGGAAGAGGUUUAUAAGUUCCUUGAAUCUGUCGUAUAUCAAAAUGGGAAUAUUCUACUUGUAAAAAAGAUGGGGAAGAUAUUAAAUAAUGGCUUUUAGUCUGUUAAAUAUUAAGGAAGUCGUAGUUUUUGCAUAGAUUGAUCAGAUUAAUUACAUUAUUACGUGACUUAUGUGACACGGUCAAUUUUCCAGCGCAACUCGCAGUCUAUAUGAAAGUUGUAAUCGAAUAUGCAAUAAACAAAUGCGCAGUAACGUUAGACAUCAUGUAUUCUGGUUGCAUAUAAUUUAUAUUUAAAGCUUUUUACGUAUAAUAAAAAAGCGGAUCUGUUGAUCAGAUUUUUGCGAUGCGAUCAUAUUAACGUAAUUUUCCCAAAGUGUAUUACAAGAUCGAUUCUGGGA